Molecule: messenger RNA, 678 nt
Organism: Brettanomyces bruxellensis
Lineage: Eukaryota; Fungi; Ascomycota; Pichiomycetes; Pichiales; Pichiaceae
Exons: 1
Coding region: 1-678 (225 amino acids)
Biological process (GO): snoRNA splicing
Cellular component (GO): U2-type spliceosomal complex
Molecular function (GO): metal ion binding
Source: RefSeq, a predicted model, not a curated record
AUGUCUCUAUUCAAGAAGCGUAACGUUCAGAAAAGAGGGAUUAAUAAACGGAAAAAGCCCGAAAGUACUGCAAAGUCCAUAAAGUUACGAAAUGUGCUGAAAUCAAGAAUUGAAAGUCAUAGCGAUGAUAGCGAGGAGGAAGAGGAAGAUCUUCAACCAUUAAAAGUUGGCUUUAUACGAAAUGGUGUCCGUGAUGUGCAUCAAGGGAGCAAUGUUGGAAAAGAUCAGUUAAGGAGCAUAAGAAAGGAUGAGAAUGAUAAAGAUUCGACUGAUAACUCUAAGAAAGACAAGGACGCCAAAUUUGCUAAUAAAAAGCCUGUUAGUAAAUUAUUCGAUCCUGACCGAUUGGCCGAGGAUGAAUUAAAGGCGAGAAAAGAGCAAGAAAGCUUACAGAAAGCCCUUAAAAUGCCGCAAAAGAGAGAUAAGGCGGGAGAUAAGAUUUACAAUGGUAGUCUGAAUGGAAAAAAGGUGGACAGGUGGAAACCAUCAUCGAUCCACAUCAAGGCUAACAAUGCUGUUGAUUAUGAGCGUGAUGUGUGUAAGGAUUUCCUCUUGAAUGGAUAUUGUGGGUUUGGAGACAGCUGCAAGUUUCUUCAUUACAGGGAAGAAUACACACCUGUCAAGGAGAAAAAGUCUAGGGAGUGGGAAGAUGUGGCAAAACGGCACAAGAAAUUUUGA